Entrophospora candida is the source of this 231-nucleotide messenger RNA. The record is from the annotation of a GenBank genome assembly. Lineage: Eukaryota; Fungi; Glomeromycota; Glomeromycetes; Entrophosporales; Entrophosporaceae.
AUUCUAUAAAUUAUAUAUGGUGACUUCAGAAGGCAUGUUGAUGAGUGGUUCAAGUUUAGCACUUGAAUUUUUAGAUGAUGCACAAAUUAAACAUGACCCAAUUGAUAUGAAAGAAUGUUAUAGAUUCCAAGCAAAGGGGGCAUGGGGAUUUAGUACUUGUGAUCAAGGAUACACAGUGUCUGAUUGUGCAUCUGAAGCUUUAAAAUCAGUCAUUUAUCUUCAAAAACUUGG